AUGCAGUUACUUCGCUGUUUUUCAAUAUUUUCUGUUAUUGCUUCAGUUUUAGCACAGGAACUGACAACUAUAUGCGAGCAAAUCCCCUCACCAACUUUAGAAUCGACGCCGUACUCUUUGUCAACGACUACUAUUUUGGCCAACGGGAAGGCAAUGCAAGGAGUUUUUGAAUAUUACAAAUCAGUAACGUUUGUCAGUAAUUGCGGUUCUCACCCCUCAACAACUAGCAAAGGCAGCCCCAUAAACACACAGUAUGUUUUUUGA
Molecule: messenger RNA, 264 nt
Organism: Saccharomyces cerevisiae S288C
Lineage: Eukaryota; Fungi; Ascomycota; Saccharomycetes; Saccharomycetales; Saccharomycetaceae
Gene: AGA2
Product: Aga2p
Exons: 1
Coding region: 1-264 (87 amino acids)
Biological process (GO): agglutination involved in conjugation with cellular fusion
Cellular component (GO): fungal-type cell wall
Molecular function (GO): cell adhesion molecule binding
Source: RefSeq, marked reviewed